UUUUUAAUAGGCUUUUUCCCACAUAUGUCUUUAAUUUCUUGUCUCUCUAUUGGUCUGCAGAUUGCUGAGCUUACUAAGCAUGUUUUUUAAUCAGCCUUGAAUUCUUGGAAUUUCUGAGGGUACUGGAAGAUAAUAAAUUGUAAUGCAUAUUUGUUGAAUUAACGAACAGAUUCUAUUAAGGCUGCAGGCAGUCACUAAUAAUAAUUACAUUUGUAACUAAUUUUGUCCUGAACUCUGAAAUAAGGACAUGCAAAAGGACAUAUGGAACAUAGGAUCAAUGUGACUGAGUUUGUCCUCUUGGGGCUCACUCAGAGCCUCCAAGGUCAGAAAAUAUUAUUUGUUGUGUUCUUGCUCAUCUACAUUGUGACAAUGGUGGGCAACCUCCUCAUUGUGGUGACCGUGGUGGUCAGUCCAACCCUGGAUUCCCCUAUGUAUUUCUUUCUUGGUUACUUAUCUUUUAUGGAUGCUGUGUAUUCUACUACAGUCACUCCAAAUAUGAUUAUAGACUUACUCUGUGAGAAGAAAACCAUUUCCUUCCAAGCUUGCAUGUCCCAGCUCUUUCUAGGGCACUUGUUUGGUGGUUCAGAGAUUUUACUCCUGGUGGCCAUGGCCUAUGACCGCUAUGUGGCCAUCUGCAAACCCUUGCAUUAUUUGACCAUCAUGAAUCAACGGGUGUGUGUUUUGUUGCUGCUGUUGGCCUGGGUUGGAGGUUUUUUGCAUGCUGUUGUUCAACUUCUCUUUGUUUACAACCUUCCCUUCUGUGGUCCCAAUGUCAUUGACCACUUCAUCUGUGACAUGUACCCAUUAUUAAAACUUGCCUGCACUGACACUUACGUUAUUGGCCUCACUGUGGUUGCCAAUGAUGGGGCAAUCUGUGUGGUCAUCUUUACAGUGUUGCUCAUCUCCUAUGGGGUCAUUCUGCACUCUCUGAAGAACCUUAGUCAGGAAGGGAGGCGCAAAGCCUUAUCCACCUGUGGCUCCCACAUUACAGUGGUGGUCCUCUUCUUUGUACCCUGCAUCUUCAUGUAUGUGAGACCUCCUUCUACCUUACCCAUUGAUAAAUCCUUGACUGUAUUUUACACAGUUAUCCCACCUAUGUUGAACCCCCUAAUCUAUACUCUGAGAAAUGGAGAGAUGAAAAAUGCCAUGGAAAAGCUCUGGACCAGAGGAAGAAAAUGAGGCAGAAGAGAAAUAUAUCACCUCUUUUCAGUGAAGAGUUGCUCCACCCAGUAAAGAAUUAUUUAUUGAUAGUAAGUUUCUCCUGAGGUUUAAAGUUGUGCAUGAUGAAAAGCAUUUAAGAUAUAAGUAUUUCCAAUGGUCAA
Messenger RNA from Acinonyx jubatus (cheetah), 1322 nucleotides. RefSeq names its product olfactory receptor 4A15-like. The record is from RefSeq and is a predicted model, not a curated record. Gene Ontology annotation, molecular function: G protein-coupled receptor activity; olfactory receptor activity. NCBI's taxonomy places the organism in Eukaryota, Metazoa, Chordata, Mammalia, Carnivora, Felidae. The coding region runs from base 262 to 1179 and encodes 305 amino acids. Gene Ontology annotation, biological process: G protein-coupled receptor signaling pathway. Gene Ontology annotation, cellular component: membrane. The transcript has a single exon.